AUGUCGCGCAAGGCCCCCGCGCAGCCAAAGUCCACCCGCCAACAGUACAGCGGUGCGCGCGCCCCCCUCUCCCCCGUGCGCGCACCCAGCUCACUCGCUCCUCUCCCAGCUUGCGGCGCGUGUCGCAUGCGAAGGGUCAAAUGCGACCUCAAGGACCUCCCGACGCUCGCCUCGGGACAGCACCCGCCGUGCUCCAACUGUAGCGAGCGCGGCCUUAACUGCGUCGACGAGUUUGCCGAGGUCAAGGCCGUCAAGCUCCUCAGACGUGGGCGCCGCCUCCAGAAAGUAGAGGCCGUGUACGGCAAGGCGUCCAAGGAGGACGCGGACCUGCACACCCUGAAGCCCGAGUUCUUCAGGUCGUCUUUCUUCCGCCGGUUCCACAUACAGCGACCCAUACUGGAGCCAACGGAGUACUGCCCGCGGUUCACGGAGUGGUUCAACGGCACGUCGGACUGCCUCUUGUUUCCCGGCCAACUCAUCGCGCUCGUGCUCGUCGUCUGGGCCGCGAGCUACGGCCUCGACGAGGGAGGCGAAGAGGUGCCCGAGUUCCGGGGCGAAGAUUUCCAACAACGCAAGGAGCGCGUGAACGACAUGCUCGUCGAGCUCCUAUACCUCGUUGACAUACACGGACUCCUCCGGAAACCCUGUUGGGACGGAGUCAGAGCCCUGCUGCUCAUCUUGCCUUUGACGGAAGACGUUCAGACCCCCAUGGAGAGACUGGUGAUGAGCGACGCCACGAUGAGCCAGGUAUAUGCGCUCUGCAGCGUGCCCUCGCCAGAAAGCGUUCAAGGCGAUUACGUCGACGCCCUCGUUCGUGCGAGGGUUUUCUGGUACGCACACGUCACCGACGGCAUAACCAGCGGGCUACGAGGUGGCCGGGUCAUUCUAACCGACGACGAUCUGUCAUCGUUUGAGGCGACCCUCCCCCCUGUCGGCGCUGACGGUGGCCCGUCGACCGCGUACUCCUUUGCUUACCGGUUCGCCACUAUCCCCAUUCGCAUCGCUUCCGUGUGUCGUGACAUCCACGCCUGCCUCACCGGUCCGAAGGCGCGUCAACGCGAAGACUUGGACGAGGAAGGUCUGCUCGAGUCGUGGGACGUUCUCGAAAAAUGCUGGCGAGACCUCGAGGGCCUCCGGCAGUUCUCGUCGUUCGGAAUCAAUCAACCCGAGGACAUUGAGAGGUUUAUCGAUGGCUGGCAGAUAUUCCUCUUUGAGUCACAUAAUGUCAUCCGUGAGGCUCUCAAGUCGAGGCUAGUUGCGCUUCCGGCCCAGGAGAUGUCGUAUCUGCCUGAUGGACAACCAUCCCCGAGGUCUCGGAAAUCGGAGGUCGUCUAUCGACUCCACACGAAGGCCAACUCGAAGUGCCACUAUGCUGUCCGGCAUGUCGUCAACAUCCUUCGCAAGAACAUCGGGAGCGCAUUCUUUCAGUAUGACGCAGCUCUAGUCCGGGACGGGUGUUUUUUCGCGGGCUUCUUGUUAGCCGGAGAAAGCGGUUCAAGGGAAGACGUCGAGGUCUGCAUAACUGCCUUAUCCGAGAUGCGCUGGGCCUUUUCCAAGACAGAAGAGCGCCAGCGGACCCUGCGCCUCGUCUGGGAGUCUCGCGCCGCCCAGGCUCGCAGUCAAUCCUCGCGGAGUUUCACCUCUAGUCCAUCCGACGACACCGUACGCGGUCCUGGCGUCUUCGAGGGCGGCUACGUGCGCCGUGGCCUUGUGCGCCCGACGAGCGUCCCGCCCCUGUCAUUGUCCUCCACCACCACGAUGGGGUCCGGCUUCGACGGCACUUCGGACUCGAGAUGGCCGUCGACGACCUCUGGCUCAGGCUCAGAGUCGGAGCAGUACCAACCCUCGUCCCGCUCCCCGUCCCUUCCGAGCACAUCAUCCUCAUAUGCCACCUCAUCGCACAGCGCUCUCAGCCUCAGCAGCGUCCUCCACAGCGGCGACGGCAGCGCCGGGGCAUCUCCCAUGCUCAUCACAUCUUCGCGCGGACCAUCAAGCCACCAGACGGUCUCCGGCCAAAGCGGGUAUUUCGUACCACCAUUUAAUUACAUGUCCAUCGGCGGUGAACCCGGGAUGGACACACGCGCAGCCGCGGCGCAGUCGACCACUCUGGAAGGCCUGUCGCCCGUGGAUCAGACUUCGGGGGCGUUCAACCAUCCCACGCCAACAGGCCCCUUUGCGUACGGCACGGUCUCGUACUCGUCGUCGAACAUCCCCCAGCCGGAGAGUGGCUCCAGUUAUCUUCCCCCGCCGGCUGCAGCCCAGGGCGGCAGUCCCUCGUUUGGGAAUGCUGCGAGCUAUUACUAG
This is a messenger RNA of Epithele typhae, 2304 nucleotides long. RefSeq lists its product as uncharacterized. Gene Ontology annotation, molecular function: DNA-binding transcription factor activity, RNA polymerase II-specific; zinc ion binding. The transcript is spliced from 10 exons. Gene Ontology annotation, biological process: regulation of DNA-templated transcription. The coding region runs from base 1 to 2304 and encodes 767 amino acids. The record is from RefSeq and is a predicted model, not a curated record. Lineage: Eukaryota; Fungi; Basidiomycota; Agaricomycetes; Polyporales; Epitheliaceae.